CACAACAUUUAUACGCGGGGUCCCUUGAGCCAACACGUCAGCUGGUCUUGGGCUGGGUCUUGAUGUCACAGAGCGAUGUGGCCUGAAGACAACCACUACUACUACCACAGCUACUACUAAACCAAGACUAUUUGUAGUAGAGACGAGACACACUUAUCUACCACAAUGUCUACUGCAGAAUGAAGGCCACUACAGUUACUACAAAGAUGGCUGACAGGGAGGCGAGAGAAGAGGAAGAGGAGGAGGAGGAGGAGGAGGAGGAGGGAGGAAGACCAGAGGAGGAGGAGGAGGAGGAGGAGGAAGACCGACAUCCGAAACUUCGUCAAAAUCCCACAUUACAAUUCUCCCGGAAAACUCGCCUCUACAAACCCGCAGAUUCCACGCCUGCCGUCGGGUGUGGGGGGGCGGGGACGGCACCCACACCUGCCCACACACCCGCCGCACCUGCCCCCCUUGUCCUGGCGCCCCCCCCACCCCCCACUCUGGUGUACGGGAGGAUUAUAUUGGGGGAAGUGACUCCCCUCUUGGCGGCCAUUAGGAGGACAGGAUCGCAGCGAUGGUCUGGACAGGACCCGGUAGACCACCUCCACCACCACCAUCACCACCUGACCCUCCCCCUGGUUGAACUCCAGCGUCGGUUGAUGACCCUGACCCCCCCUGACCCGCCCCUCCCCCCCCUGGUCUACCUGGAACCCUUUCUGGCCAUCAUCAAAGCGGAGGAUACCAGCGGACCAGUCACACGCGGUGCCCUCAAUGCUGUCAACAGGAUGAUCAGCUAUGGCCUGCUGAACCCUCGGGACAGCUCAGCAGGCAGCCUACGAGAGUCAGCAGAGGCAGCAGAAGCAGUAGCCGCAGCAGUCAGCAGGGCGAGAUUUAUAGGAACCGAGUCAGCAUCGGACGAGGUGGUGCUGUACAGCAUAGUCUGGCUGCUGAGUUCCCUGGUGCUGUGUGCUGCCGGCCCCCUGCUGACCAAUGCUGCCGUGUGCGAGAUCCUCAACUCAGCGUUCAGGAUCUGCUUUGAGAACCGUCUGAGUGACCUUCUCCGAGCUUGCACCGAGGAAGCGUUGCGACAAAUGGUGACAUUAAUCUUCACACGCCUACCUUUGUAUCCCCCCCACGACGCCCCCCAGGCCCCCAGCUCCACCCCCUGCCACAACAAGGUCAAGCUAAGGUCGGGGAAGGUCGCUGCCAAGUCUGGACCCCCUGCGGCGAACGGACCCGGAGAUAUGAGGUCGAGAAGUCAGGGGUCAAAUUCCUCGGCAAAACCCGAGAUUGAGUCCUGUGGUGUCGGGGGCGUUGUCGCAGCUGGUGUUGUGGCGGCUGGUGUUAGAAGCAUGGCGGCUGUGGCGGGUGGCUCUAACACACCCGGCGGAGGAGCGGAGGACGCCAGCGGACCGCCAACUCAACCACACGAGGCGUCACAGGCGGAAACGGACGAGGAUUUUGAGCUGAAAAACGCCGAAAAUGGAAAAACCGCCCCGGAAAAGAUUUACGAAACGGCGAUUGGCACGCCGGCGGCUGCUUGUGGCGGCAUGGCGGGUGACCCAGGCGGUGUGGGAGACAUGGCGGCUGGUGUUCGGAGCCACACGGCCGCCACACCGCCCCAAACACCAGCGCAAACACCACCAGCGUCAGACAAGUUUACCAACGCCCAGGGAGUGACAUUUACCGUGACUUCAAAACACGGGGACGAUUCGACGUUUAACUCCGCAAACGGGGACCCAAACACACAGCCGUUUGGAAUACCGUGUGUCCGGGAGGUCCUGUCCUUCCUCAUAUCCCUGACCACCCCGACGAACGACCAAAACACCGUCAAAAUGAUCCAAACGGCACUCAACCUCCUCACCGUCGCUCUCGAAAUCGGGUCAAACACCAUCGGGGAAAUACCGUGUUUGGUCAGCCUUCUCUCGGACCACCUCUGCAAACACCUCCUGCAGAUUCUGACCCGUUUGGACACGCACCGAAGCUAUGGGGUCUACACGAGUGCCCUGCGUUUGUUUGCGUGUUUGUGUGAGAGUUUCCGCACACACAUCAAGUACCAAAUCGAGGUUCUGCACACACGGAUCCUCUCGCUUGUGACCUCGGAACAAGCGGAGGUCACGUACACACACAAGGAGUACGCUAUCCAAACGCUCAUCCAUAUCUGGUGUUUGGAUGGGUUUCCAAACGAGCUCUAUAUCAAUUACGAUUGCGAUGUUUUCUCUGCGAAUUGCUUUGAGGAUACGGUCAAAUCCAUCUCCAAACAGGUGUUCCCGCUUGAAGGCGUGUUUGGAAAUAACCUCCUGUGUUUGGAUUUGCUGCUGCUGCUGAUGGAGAGCCUGGACGCAAACGCAGACAAAACCAGGGAUGACUCCGCGCUUGAAAACGUGUAUCAAGCGUCCGCGGCUGCAAAACAAACACAUCCAAACGGGAAGUGGUCGCCCAGCGGGGAAAUCGCGGAGGGGGGCGUGUUUUACCCAUACGGACAUGCCCCCAGGCUGGUCACACGCACGCAACUCCGCGACGGGAAACAAACGGACGUCCAAACGCUGACCAAACGCAAACGGCAGAAAAACGUGAUUGCAACCGCGACAGAGCUCUUCAACACCAAGCCGGAGAAGGGAAUCGCCUACCUCAUAGAAAACGGGAUCCUGGGAGCGAAAACGGCAGCCGGGAUCCAAACGGCGGAGACCCCGGUCCAAACGCAGGGGAAAACGGAGCCGCCCGGUCUAUCCAGGGACAAGGGGAAGCAAGCCGCGGAAGACACGGAUCAAACGGAUCACAAACGCAAGGAGAAAACGGACCAAACGCAGCGGAGUCAAACGGAAGCGGAGGAGAUUGCCGUUUUUCUCCGCCAGAACCCUAAGUUGUGCAAGAAAGCGCUUGGAAACUACCUCUCGGCCAAGAAAAACGUGGAUAUCCUAAAUGCGUUUGUCGGGACGUUUGAUUUCAAGAAUCUACGUGUGGACGAGGCGCUCCGUUUGUUUCUGGAGUCGUUCCGUUUGCCCGGGGAAGCUCCGCUCAUCUCGCUGGUCCUGGAGACAUUCGCUACACACUGGUUCGAGUCAAACACCAAAACAAACGGGAAACCAAACACCGGGGAGGAACAGACAAACGGAGCACAGAAUCUCAACGCUGGACCCACGGAUGUGAUUUCGGGUGACGCAAACGUGGAUGAGCCAAACACCGUCGAUCCAAACGUGUCCGAAAUUCCAAACGCCGGUGAGUCAAACACGGAAAUCCCGCACAUGGUUGGAAUUGCAAACACCCAGGGGCCGAAUGUCACCGAACCAAACACACUGGGAAUUCCAAACGCAGGGGAGGUGGAUACAAGCGUAGGGGAGAUUCCAAACGGCUCGGAAGGCGUGGGAAUCUCGACACCUGGGAAUGAGAAUGUCGUAGAUUCAAACUUGGCGUCAAUCCCAAACGCAUCGUCAACGGAUCCAAACGGAGGGAGUCGCCCAGCGCCCGGAACGCAGCAAACGUCAAACGCAACCUCCCCGAGACCAAACAGGGCCAGCAAACUCAGGCCAGGGAACACAAACGGGACUUCGGGAUAUCCAAACGGGACCUCGGCGAAUCCAAACACCGGGAGUAGAUUGAAGCCCGGGUCAACAGGAGGAGGCUCGGGACCCACCGCCUCCACCCCGCUCACCCCAAAUCCAAACGGAGGUCCGCCCAAACCAAACGUGGCGCCCUAUAACCCAAACGUGCUGUCCAGUGAUGCUGCGUUCACCCUGGCCUAUGCUGUCAUCAUGCUAAACGUAGACCAGCACAAUAAAAACGCAAGGAAGCAAAACGUACCCAUGACAGCGGACCAGUUUAAAGCGAAUCUCCGUGGAGUCAAUGAUGGGCAGAAUUUCGAUCCGUUUGUCUUGGCCGAAAUCUACCAGGCGGUCAAAUCGGAGGAGUUCGUCAUGCCCUCGGAGCAAACGGGGGUCAUACGGGACGAGUACGAGUGGAAACUGGUCCUCAAACGGGGCCGUAUGGAACAAUCGGAGCCCUAUGUCCUUGCAAACGGAGGGAGGGCUAUGGACCAACAGCUGUUUGCCUGCGCUUGGGGGCCAUCCGUCGCCGCCCUCUCGUACGUGUUUGACAAGACGACAAACGAGAGUGUCAUCAAAACGUCGCUCGCUGGGUACAAGCGGAUCGCCUCAAUCGCGUAUAGAUUCAACAUGUCGGAUGUUUUCGAUAAUCUGAUUGUUACGCUCUGCAAAUUCACGAGUGUGACGGGGCAGUCCGAGGGCAUCGCGGCUGUCUUCGCAGGGAGCAUAAGGGCCAGGCUGUCCACCCGCUGCGUUGUUGACCUCAUAGUAGCCUACGGGGACGCUGUGCGGGACGGCUGGAAGAAUGUUGUUGAGGUCAUUGUCCGUCUUUUCAAAGCAAGACUCCUCCCUUCCUCUCUCACCGAUGCCCACGACUUUUUGGACCCGAGCGGCAAGGUCAGCCUCCAGCCAUCUCCUCCCCUGGCUGCUCCCCAACGCCCCGAGAACAGUCUCUUGUCCUCUCUCUACUCCUACAUCGCGCUCGGAGAGUCCACACACACGCGCACACAGGCCGACAGCGAAACAGUCAUGUGUGCGCGUGAGUGUGUGCGCGCCUGCCGCCCUGAACGCAUCAUCCACGAGAGCGUGUAUUUACGCACACACACGCUCAUGGAAUUCACGCACACGCUUCUCUCCGACGCGUACACGGGCCAGGAGGACGCACACAGCCACACGCACACACAGGCCUUCCUCCUGGAGCUCUGUGUGCGCGUUCUGACGGCAAAUAAGGACCGCGUACAUAAGAUCUGGCCCCAUGUGCGUAAGAGCAUGUACGCGGCGUUCCUGUGUGCGCGGAGGAGCGAGCGUGUGUACCUCCUGGAGCGUACAUGUGUGUGCGUCUUGAGGUGCACACAGGUUCUCUUAAGGAGGCCAUCGGAGGGCUGGUCCAGGACGGUUCAAUGGCUGCUUUCCAUAAGGCCUAAACUCAUGAAUCGCGUCGCUCGGCAGAUCCUGUUUGGCCUGAAGGAGGUUCUGACAGCCAACACGCUGCACAUCCAGAUUGAAGAAGAUUGGGAUCUGAUUUUUAGACUUGUGGAGUUUGCCGGAGCGGGCGCCUUACCCCCCCCUCAGUACCUCCUGGGGGGGGCGGGGGAGGAGGAGGAGGGAGGAGGAGGAGAGAGCGAUGGUACCAUUGACUCUGGGGUUGGGAGCGAUGACCUACCACAACAACCACAACCAUCAGAUGAGCCCGGUAGUUCUGGUAGCCGGCAACCACCACCACCGUCACCACCACCACCACAGCUACCACUCAGACAACCACAGCAACCGUCAUUGGAUAGUACUGGGGGAGGAUGGAUUCUGGUCGGUCGCGAGGGGGAAGUUGAACUACAGAAUCAACAACAACAACAACAACUAUCCCCUACCACAACUACCACACCUACCACUGCUACCACCACACCUUAUACUCUAGUCCCAACCACAACCCCCAGACACCGACAUAGGCCUAAAAAUCUACUUGCGGCAAUUUCAACUCUCUCCUUCCUGGCCAAAGACUGUCUACCAUCUACUACCACUACUACUACUACUGCUACUACUUCUACUACCACUCCUACUACCACUCCUGCUGCUAACACCAUCCUUGCCCUUGGUAGUGCGACGCGGGCGACAAGAACUUUAGUCGAGGCGGCCCUUCAUGGGGGGCUCAUCAACCAGCAGCUAGCAGAGGAACGGAGCAAGCUGGCCUCUACCACCAACAACAACAUCAGCCACAAGAAGAAGAAGAAGAAGAAGAGGAAGAAGACUACCACUCCUACUACCACUACUACUACUACUACUACUACUACUACUACUACUUCUAUGCCUACUACCACGCACUUCAGCCCUUAUAGUAGUGAAAAUGAGGAGGCUUCGGAUAUUGAUGAUGACGAUGGUGGUAGCAGUUGUGGUAGUGGUGGUGGUGGUGGUGGUAGUGAUGGGCCUGACAGCAACCAGAAUUACCAGCUGGUCUACCAACAGGUCUCGGAGAAGCUCCUGGAUUUGAUGGGCUGUUUACAUACCUCUGCCAGCCAGCUAUCUACUUUCUACCAGAACCAGACUGCUACUACCACUACUACUACUACUAUUACUACUACUGCUACUACUGUCGACCUGUGGAAUGUGGCUCUUUGUCCUCUGCUACAAGGCAUUGCAAGAUUCUGCUGUGAUUCUCGAGGAAGUAUCCGGAGCCUGGCACUCACUACUCUACAGCGCGCCCUUCUAACACAUGACCUGGUGCUGUUGACGCCUCAUAAGUGGGAGGAGCUGUUCCAUCGAGUGCUCUUCCCCUUACUUAACGGACUAAUAGACCUACAGCUACUACUACAGCUACCACUACCACCGCACCAACCACAGCUUCUACCACAACAGCAACUUCAACUACAGCAGCUCGAGGAGGCAAGACUCAGAGCAGCUACCCUCGUGAUGAAGGUUUACUUGAGGCAUCUGUCACCACUUCUGACUCUUCCGACAUUCACUGCACUCUGGUUGACCAUUCUAGACUUCCUGGACAAGUAUCUAAGUGUCUCCAACGACCACCUGCGCGAGGCCAUCCCGGAAAUGCUCAAGAACAUGCUUCUGGUUAUGCAGACCACGCAAGUGUUUCAGACCACGGAAGGAUUCACGAAACUCUGGUGCAUAACUUGGGACAGAAUAGACGCCUUUCUUCCGACCCUAAGGCAUAACGUUUUCCGCUCCCAUCCGCCCUCGGAAAUUCAAAGCCCAGACACUGCCCCUGCUGCCCCAUCUGCUGAGACAGUUCCUGCUGAGGAGAAGGAGGAGGAGGAGGAAGAGAAGAAGGAGGAGGAGGAAGAGAAGAAGGAGGAAGAGGAGGAGGAGGAGGAGGAAGAGUAUAUACCAUCAUCCUUAGGAGAGCAACAGGCUGCCAGGCUCUCUCUUAGUCAGGAAAAUCUCCCUGAAAUCAUUGAGCACUCUGGCGUCAUCCUGCAACCUCCCCUGCCGGCGCCCCUUGUGAGCCAAUCAGAGGCCAGCAUGAGCGAGAGGGGGCGGAGCUACCAGCCAGACAGCCAAUCAGCGCUCCCCAUCAUCCUGCAAGGGUUGCCACUAUUCGCAACGGAGAAGAAGAACUGAAGAAGACAUUCCUAGUGUUACUGCUGUUGUAGUUAAGUGUUGCUUGUUCAUAACUGCAAUCAUUAUUAUUAUUAUUAUUAUUAUUAUUAUUAUUAUUAUUAUUAUUAUUAUAUAUAUUAAAAUUGGUUGUCAUGUU
Molecule: messenger RNA, 7227 nt
Organism: Eriocheir sinensis (Chinese mitten crab)
Lineage: Eukaryota; Metazoa; Arthropoda; Malacostraca; Decapoda; Varunidae
Gene: garz
Product: Golgi-specific brefeldin A-resistance guanine nucleotide exchange factor 1-like
Exons: 18
Coding region: 180-7091 (2303 amino acids)
Biological process (GO): regulation of ARF protein signal transduction
Molecular function (GO): guanyl-nucleotide exchange factor activity
Source: RefSeq, a predicted model, not a curated record